Molecule: messenger RNA, 5215 nt
Organism: Nematostella vectensis (starlet sea anemone)
Lineage: Eukaryota; Metazoa; Cnidaria; Anthozoa; Actiniaria; Edwardsiidae
Product: unhealthy ribosome biogenesis protein 2 homolog
Exons: 36
Coding region: 102-5018 (1638 amino acids)
Biological process (GO): ribosome biogenesis
Cellular component (GO): nucleolus
Source: RefSeq, a predicted model, not a curated record
AUUUAUUAUCACUAGGCCUACUCGGUCAAUGACAAGAUGGCGGUCGAUCAACAGGUUUUCAUGUGUGAGGAAAAAUUCGCUGAAAACAGUUCGUUUCAAUCAUGGGAAGCGUUAUAGAAAUGGAUGUCACAAAAGGUGUAUACCAAAAGCUGAAAAACCCAUCCAUAUCUCAAGAUGAAAAGAUCUCUCUGGUAUCCUCUGCCUGGCAGAGUGAUAAAUGCUUCAUUCCCAACAAGCAUCAGGUGUUGCUGGACUGGGUUUGCCAGGAAAUCAUUAAUUCCUACAAGAAAGAUUUCAGGGCAACAGAAAAGUCUUCAAGCUCUCUUAAAGGUUUAUGGAUCUUUACUGUUAGCCUGUUGGAAAAUUUAGCUCAUCAAAUAUCAACAGUGUCUGUGGUAAUUAAACCUCAUCUGUUACAGGUAUUCACAGAUCUCUUCACUCAGCAAGCCUCUAAUAAAUUACCGGAAUUCCAGCCUGUGGUACAGUGUUGUAUACUCAUUCUUACAUCAGAUAAGCUUGCUACAUCUUGGCUUACCAAGUUUGAAAGCUUUGUGCACUUUGUGUCUUCUGUUUUGCUUGCUUCAGCAUCAUCGGUGCAUCUGCAAGAUGAUAUUCUAUCAUUGUUACAAGUCUCUCUCCAAAAAUAUAUCCCUUUGCAAAGAAAACAGUCAAAUCACAAGAAGCUAUUUGAGCGCUUCUGUGAACACCUACUAAACCCUAUGAUGCAAGUCCAUUACAAAAUUGUGUCAGAAAAAGCAACGUCUUCCAAUAUUCAGACCAAGAUCUGUGAGUGUGUGGGUGAUGCACUGUUUAGAAGGGACCCUCUGUUAGAGUUCCCAUCAGCUCUUAGAGCUCUGUCUGCCAACCAAGAAGGCAGUGUAAAGAAUGCCAAUACUUCACCAAGCAAGAGGUCACAUCAUGGCAGCUACCCAAUACAGCUAUUUAAAACCCUUAGGCUUCUUCUAACUGAUGAUCCAUGGAGUAAGGAAAGCUCCAGCAGAUCAACACCCUUGGCAAAUUUUUUUCCUCAAUUACUACGGGAGUUCCUGAAGGCAAGGCGUUCCAUUGAGAAUACAGCUGCAGCAUUUGAGUUUCAUUUCUUCAUUGAGUUGUGUGCCCUGCUUGGUGUAAGUCCAUCAGAUCCUGGUGCUAUCGCUAAUACAAGAGUUCUACAUCUAGUUCAUGACAUGCUCUCUACCCUACAUGCCUAUGAUGUGUACCAGGUUGCAGAGGAUAACACAAGUGGUGCUGCCCAACUCAAGUGGUUCUCAGAGUUUACAAAGCAACUAACAGAAUAUCAACCAAGUGUGGAGGUGUUUGACUGCCACACCAUGCUACUGAAAAUGAACCACCGAAUCCUUGAGCCUCACCUGCAAGAUAUUCUCAAGCAAUUCUGGAUGAACUGCAACUUUGAUGAGAGAUUAGAAGAGUCACAAGAUAUCUUCUUGACUUCUCUUGUCCAAGUUUACUCUAAAUUAAGACAGUUCGACAGAUUUGUUCACCAUUUGUUGGGAUCACUUAAAGUCUGCAGCGUCAGCACACCAUGGAAAGGCUUUCUGUCACGAUUCACUCUUGAGCUGGUCACUCAUUGUGAGACUUUGCCAAUUGGUUCAGUGGUGGGGGUGUGGACAGUGCUGUGCGACGAAAUUGAGAAUGAGUGUGUUCCUGCAGUCAGUGCAAGCUCCAAGAUGGAGGCAUUCUAUCAUCUAGAGCGAGUUGUGUCGUUGUUGCAAGUCUUUCUGUUGAACACUUCGUUUGGUGAUGUCACUGAGCACAAGCAGAGCAAGGAGGCCACUGCUACGCUGGCUAAACUCUUCCAGAGAUCCGUCGAGAAAGUACUCAUCCCUUUGAUAAAAGCUCAAACAGAAGUGGCUAAUAAAAAGUGCCGUGUAUCUUUGCAAGUUUUCUCGCUCGUUGUUCUGCAAAUUCUACGAGAGCUUGAGGCGUUCCUUUCCAGAUUCAGCGUCCUGAAUAAUGCGGAGGAAAGCAGCUUGUUGCUGGAUGAUCACUGGCGUGUGAUGCUUUCUCAGUAUCGAGGAAAGAAAGAAGAUCCAAGAGUUAGAUAUCUUAUGGCUAGGCUAUGCAUGCAUGAGAUUCGUAUGGCCCUGAUGAACGAUACACGAGACAGUCAGAUGGAAGUGUUAGUGGGCAUGGUGUGUGACUGGACCAUAGGUGCCACGCCUACACCUGUUUCCUGGACAGGCCAGGUCUGGACCAUCAACCAAUCAAAUCUUCCCGUAACUUUGUGGCACGUGAUCAGUACGUGCGCUGUUGUGCUUUUGCCUCAGUGUUCCCAAGAUCAGCGCUUGUCAAUCACUCGUUAUCUGAUGUUGUCGCUUACUACAGCUGAGUGCAGCAAAUACACCGAGGGGCAAGGACUCUACACAGCAAACUCGAUAUCGCGGGAACUUGUCCACAGUUCUGUAUUCCACGAGAUCCCAUCCAUACAGACGGCGCUCCUAAUAUCUCUAUGGCAACGGGUCGGGCAUUCGCUGAGCAACUUGCCAAGUGCCAUCACUCUUGUCAAGCUACUGCAAGGAUUUAGUUCAGCGGGUAUUGAAGAAACAAGCAUGCGCUGUGUAUCAACAGUGCAAGCUGAGGUCCCGGAUGUAGAUAUGGAUAAGAGUGAGAGUGCUCUGAAUCACUGGAAAUCACAAAUUCAUGGAACUGUUUCAACUUUCUCCCGAUCAGACUCGUCAGACGAUGAAAGCAGCGAGUCUAUAACAGAUGACGAAGUUGCCACGAGGGAUGACGUCACGGAGAAUGACGCCAUGGAGAAUGACGUCACGAAGACACCACCGAUUACUCCACCGCUGCCAUCAUUAAUAUCAAGUCUUGUGGCAAAUGCGCGCAAAGUUAUUGCAGAUUUACUUCAGAAAACGGACAAUCAGCCAAGUCUGUCUCCAGAGGGACUGAAUCAGCUAGAGAAGGAAUUAGAGUUUCUUUCUGUGCUGCCGCUUGAUUGGUUAACAGACUUAAAUCAUGUGACUUGUGUCCUGGCUCUCCUUGCGUGUGAUGUGUUCGCGUUCAGAGACUGCAGCCAGGGUUUCCAUGAGGCGUCUCUCAAGGUUUCAUUCUUGUGCCGCCGCCUGCUGACGGUGGUUGUACGAGGCUGUCUGUCACGCAAGCGGUAUCUGAUCUGUCACGCAAUUGAUACGGAUCAGUUACUUUUACGGCUCGUGGAAUCAAUGUUAUGUGUGACCACAGAGGAGAGCUGGUCCUCUUCGUUCCAGUUGACCUCCCUGGAUCUUCUGUGUUCGGUGUUGCGGCUUGCUCUAAAGAAUGCAUCACAAGAGACCUCAACUAGCACCUUCACUUCACAGAUGUGCAGCAAAUUGUCUCAGUGUUGUGAAGCAGUGGAGUCUAGUAAAAAAGUCACCCGCAAGGUUAUUUCCCGCCAUGAGCCUGUGAUCAAGAUAGCCAGCGCUAUUCUUCAAGUUCUCAGAGAGGUUCUAGCUCUCAAGACUUCGCGGCUGAAAGAAAUCAAAAUGGCCGCCAUCAUGGCGACCACUCUCGCCCCUUCGGUGAUCGCAUUCCUUGAACUGGUUGCCAGGCCACGUCGCAGGAAGAGAAAGCACAGCGAGCCUGGUGAUGUGUCUUUGGCUAGUGAUAACUGCGCAUCCAUACUAGAGGGGAACCCUGUGUUGGUGGACUGCUAUGCCUCGGUUCUUCACAUGUUUGUAGUAUCCCAGAAUUCAAGAAAACUUGCAAAGAGUGAGGAGACCUUCGCAGAGUGGCGGUGGAAGAAGAUAUUCCCAGCAUUUCUCAAGUUCGCGACAGACUUCCUCAACACCCGUAAUAAAGACUUUACAGAGGCAGAAUCUCGCCACUGCAUCACGAGCUGUUUACGUCUGCUAACCGUCAUCUCCUCCUCCGUUUCCAUGUGGCAAGACCUCUUCCCUGAGCAACUCUAUUCACGCAUGCUUACAUCCAUCCUGCACUUACUAACGUCCAUUGCGCAUGUAUAUAAUGACGUCAUUGACCAAAAUGACGAAAAACACAGCACAGGUGUUGGCAUCACAAGACACGAUGACGUCAUUAAUGAUGUCAUAAAUCCUGGUGACGUCACUACAGCUGGUGAUGUCACGUGUAUUCCACGCGUCUCGUACGAGUCUGGACGAGCGACUGAUAUGUUGAGAGAGGAGGGAAUGGGUGUGGUCGUGGCUCUGCUUCGCGGCGCUGAGGCAGAGAAGAAGACGAUGCUGCUGAAGGCCUUAGUUAAAGAGCUGCGCACAAGUAGUGCCCAGUCCACCAAGCGACUCACGGCUUUGCUGCAACUCUGGUCCUAUCUAUUGAAAAGAAAGAUAACAAAGGAGAACAAAAAAGAUUUUCGACCAGUAUUACCCGAGGUUUUGAUGGCCCUUCAAUUUGUCGUGCAGCAACAAGCUAAGACACCACAGGGUACCCGACACCGGCUGAUUGCUCUGGACAUCAUGACAAGCAUUGUUACCCUCGGCACGACCAUGGUGGCACCACAUCACGCCCGUCUCGUACUGCACUCCAGUUUGCUCGUGGCCUCAGAAUCGUAUUCGACGCAUGCUUUUCCCGCCAUAUUCCAGAGCCUGUUCGCUCUCCUCAGUCCUGCGCUGUACUAUCAGAGUGAGGCGAUGUACGGCUGUGUGCACGUGUUCGUCACGUGCGUAAACAACAUGUUACGAAUGCUUGCAAACUACUGCUGCAGCUUUGCAACCAAGCCACAGGGUGACCACAGCCCUGGGCAUGACAUGACGUGUGCACAGAAAAUAGCGAGGCUUUAUCAAGAGAUUGCCACACAUAAAACGGCCUUCUCAAAGUACUCCCCGUAUCUCAUCGCCGAGUACAUCCAUGUAGCACAGGGAGUCCAUCUGCCAUCACACGUCAAGGAGGUAUUGACGGAUGGUGUCUUCUGUCUACUCGAUUUGUGUGGAGAUCACGAAACCGCUCUGCUCCACGCCACACUUAGCAAAGGCUCACGGGAACUCUUUAAGACGCUUAACGAAGAGUACAAUAAAUACCACAAGUUUACUGGAAAGGUUUAAGGCAGGCAGUAAAGACAAUUGAGGGAAGUUGCAACAAGCUUGCAAGCAAACAGCAAUGAAUUUUACAACGGUGAAGCAUAACCAGUGCAGUCGUAAGCUUUGCUAUAUCCUUUGAAAAUAGGGAAAGAAAGAAUUGAAUGGAACUCUGUAACUUGCAUUAGAUUGAUUCGAAAUAAUAAAGAAUAUAUCGACUUCUU